AUUAUGUACACAGUGAUGUUUUCCUAGACCCUUUGAGCUUAAAAGAGAGAUUCAUCUGCCUGCGUACACACACAAGCCACGAUGGAGAGAGUCGUGGUGCUAAUGGCCCUGCUUGGGCUGCUGCUGGCCUCGGCCACCACACUGGCAGACAAGGACGACUGGGACAUCUACAGCUUUCACAUCAACUCAACAGUGUCCAGUCGUUAUGCAACCACGGUCAUCACAAGCCGCGUGGCCAAUCGCAUGAACGACUCAAAGGAAAUAGAAUUUCAUGUCCGGAUUCCCAAGAACGCCUUCAUCAGUAAAUUCAGAAUGCUCAUAGACGGACAAUUUUACGACGGCGUUGUGAAAGGCAAAGAGAAAGCGCAGCAGCAGUACACUGAAGCUGUGUCCCGUGGCCAAAGUGCCGGGCUCGUCAGUUCUGUUGGAAGGACAAUGGAGGAAUUCAAGACCUCUGUGACAUUGGCUGCUCACAAAAAGGUCACCUUUGAACUCACAUACGAGGAGCUGCUUAAACGGAGGCUCGGCAAGUACGAGCUGCAGAUCCACGCUCGACCCAUGCAGCCUGUCAAAGACUUCAAGGUUGAUGUGUACAUUAAUGAGAAAGCAGGCAUUAAUUUCAUGGAGGUCAAGGGAGGACUAAACACCAAAGCGCUGGCUAAUGCCAUCACCAGAACACAUGUGGACAAACAGGCGUGGGUGUAUUUCUACCCGACAGAGGACCAACAGAAAACAUGUGACAUCUGUGGAGAGCAGGGCCUGAAUGGAGAUCUGGUUAUUGCUUAUGAUGUCAACAGGAACCCGUCGCUGGGCGACAUCAAGAAAUCAGGUCGCUACUUUGUUCAUCACUUUGCGCCAUCGAAUCUUGCCAGCAUACCAAAAAAUGUUGUCUUCGUUAUCGACCAAAGUGGCUCAAUGCACGGCAAGAAAAUGCACCAGACACGGAUAGCUUUGAUCCACAUCUUGAGUGACCUGGCGGAGGAGGACCACUUCGGUCUCAUCACUUUUGACAGCCAAGUUUUUCACUGGAAACGAGAACUUGUGCAGGCGACCAAGGGAAAUCUGGAGAGUGCCAAGACAUUCGCACGUCAAAUUGUCGAAAGAGGAUCCACCGACAUUAGCAGAGCCGUGUUGGAGGGAACACGUAUGCUGAAUGCACAUCCCAGAGAAGGUUCAGCGUCUCUCCUCAUACUUCUCACGGAUGGAGACCCUACCUCAGGAGAGACAAAUCCUGAGGUCAUCCAGUCAAAUGUCAGACGUGCCAUCGCGGGCAAAUUUCCUCUCUACUGCCUCGGUUUUGGUUUUGAUGUUAAUUUCGAGUUCCUGGAGAAGAUGUCGCUGCAGAACAACGGUGUAGCACGGCGGAUCUAUGAAGACUCUGACGCUGAUUUGCAGCUGACGUGUCCAUACUGUAUAUCACAGGGUUUCUAUAACGAGGUGGCCACUCCUCUGCUGACGGAUGUGACAAUGAUCUACAAUGGUGGGGCCAAUCUUACAGAGACUAACUUCAGCCGAUAUUAUAACGGCUCUGAGAUUGUUGUGGCCGGUCAGAUCACCAACAACGACAUCGAGACCUUCACUCCACAAGUUAUUGCCAUUUCAUGCAACAAAAGGGUGACGUUUUCUGACAUAAAUGCUACGGUGGAGUCGAUGGAAGAAGCGUCUGACAGCUCCAUCCAAAGGGUUUGGGCCUAUCUCACAGUCAAACAGCUUCUGGAGAAAGAGCUGGUGUUAUCUGGACCUGAGAAGGAGAACGCGAAGAAAGAGGCCUUGGACCUGUCGCUGAAGUACAGCUUUGUAACCCCACUUACGUCAAUGGUGGUCACAAAGCCGCAGGGGGAAAACACAGAUGUGCUCCAUAAACCCAGGGAAGGGAAAAAUAAAGAGGGUAAAAGACAGAGAACUCAAAGUACCGUUUUUUCUACUUCACUAAUUGUUAUGCAUGGAUAUCCCGGUCCACCAAUACAGACAAUGAUGAAUUCCCAACAAGACGACGUUGACUACGAUGAUUUUGAACAUCAUGCUUUAUUGGUCUCUGCAGCAGAUUUGCCUUAUUAUGACAGCAUCAACAUACAACCCACUAUCGUAUCACCGAGGGCUACUGACGCUCCACUUUCUCACAGAUUUUUGCAAAAAACUGAAAAUCUGUCUCUUCCUCUGUGCUUUGAUGUCACUGGAAAUGUUCAGCUUAAACUACUUCACCAUCCCAGCGGGGAGCUGUUUGUGAAUGGUCAGCUUGAUUCAGUAGCGAAUGGAGGCUUUAGAAGGAUUAACAUUCUCUUGAAGACUGACCUGCGGGUUGAGAUUGACACUGAAAAAGUCCUUCUGAUAGAAGGACAGAGAAUUUCCGGCCUUGAUCGAUACAUUUCCAUCACAGUUGGAAGUUUGACAUUGUUUAGCCGGGAGAAGGAAAUAGACGUUGCUGUUGGAGACACACGCAUGGUCAUCUUAAUUCAUAAGGAGAAUGGCAAAGACUUCCUCUGGCCGAUUUUGAGACAGCGGCCGUUGGAUGACAACGUUUCAGGAAUUUUAGCUCUAAAACCAGCAGUUUACGAGGACGUGCAACAAAGUCCCUCAACAAGACUUAAGAUCAAAGGCCAGGACUAUGAUGCUACCAGGGCCAGUGCUGUUGACUACAGUAUCAACCCUUCACCCACAGAAGACUGCUGGCUCAUGUCUGCUGAGUCUGCCCUGCAGAGAAGCCUGGAGGAUUUCAUUGUCACAUAAAUUUAAUUGGGAACAAUGUUGAAUCACAUUUAAAGAUUUCAUUUGAAAUAAAAAUGAGUCAAUCACAAA
Gasterosteus aculeatus aculeatus (three-spined stickleback) is the source of this 2796-nucleotide messenger RNA. NCBI's taxonomy places the organism in Eukaryota, Metazoa, Chordata, Actinopteri, Perciformes, Gasterosteidae. The record is from RefSeq and is a predicted model, not a curated record.